Molecule: messenger RNA, 3729 nt
Organism: Moesziomyces aphidis
Lineage: Eukaryota; Fungi; Basidiomycota; Ustilaginomycetes; Ustilaginales; Ustilaginaceae
Source: the annotation of a GenBank genome assembly
AUGUCGAUUCCGAUCCGCCAACCUCGCCUGCUCUGUUGCCAGCGAGGCGAAGCGGCUGCAGGUGGGCGUCGGGCCGGUGUCAAUGUAGCCGAGACGCCCUCGGAAGGGUGUUUGGGCUGGGUGCGCAGUGGUACGCUGCCAAACAAGGUCAGGAGAUGCGCAACUCCAGAUGCGGCUCCCAGAUCAAGUGCUCGACCAGCACACUUAGCCUGCCGCUCGAACGAUGAGGAUAGGGAGACUGAGAUGACCAUCAAUGGCGGUGCUGGAAGGAGACGAGGCUGGGCGUAUGCACAGCCAGCGAUGCAGGGAACCAAGGCCGAGCUGUGUGCCCGAGGAAUGGAUGUUCGGAUGGGCCGCGGAUGGAAUGAUGGGCAUGUCGAAUCGGCCGUCGCGCUCUUUUCGUCGGAGCUGGCCUCCACCACCGCACUCUCCUCGCCUCGCAAGCCCCCUUUUCGAUCGCGCUUCAGCAAGCAUGCACUCGAUCUGAUUGUCUGCCUCGCUCGACAUUGCCGCCCCAUCAUUCGUGCAUCGUCUGCGCAUCCUUGCGUCAUUCCAAAGCACGCCUCACCUCCUCUGUCUCUUCAUCUUCCAACAAAUUUCCUCACCCGGACGCAGGCGUCCCUUUGCUAUAUCAAUCCAUCGCUACACAUUUUGGCCCUCCGUGCCAUCCCUCGGUCCUGCGCAAUCGCAUCCUUUCCCGACAUGGACGCCUUCCCAGCAGACAUCACUCCGCCGCCGACGCCCGGUCCGAGCUCGUUUGCUCCACCGUCUCCGCAUGCACAAAGAGUCGCCAGGCAACCUCCAACUUCGCUCUCGCUUCGCAUCCCACAAGACGGCCACUCCAUUGGCCGCCUCACACAGCCCUCGCCGCUCUCCGCUCGCCCACCACUCUCGGCAAGCCAUGCCUCUUCCAGCACGCUCGCGCCACCGCCCUUGUCCAGGCUGGCACGCAAGCGCCCCUCCAAGCUCACGCUCGCGCCGCCAUCCUUGGCCGACGAUCCAGGCCUCUCGUCGCGCUCCAUGCCCACCUCCCCCGUGGUGCUCUCCCGCUCCAACUCCAAGUCCGAGCAGCAACACGACACCCCCGUCAUAGCCCCCUCCGCCAUCUCCGAAGCCGUCAAGCAUCUCUCGAGCACCCUGCGUGGAACGCCGCGCCGAAGACCCAGCAUGCCCUUCAAAGACACCUCGGCCCAGCGCUCCGCCUUUCCAGAACCUCCAAGCGCUUCCAGCUCGCGCACAAGGCCGCCAGAAGCCUUUCGCGAUCCUUCCGAGCACAUCCUCAGCGGCAAGGGCAGCACCCUCCAGCACGCUCGCUCCGUCUACUCGCACGGCCCCGUACAGAUCCUCCCCGGCCUCUACCUCGGCGACGAGCACAACGCACGCGAUCACCACACGCUCUCCGCCCUCGGCAUCACCACCAUCCUCAACGUCGCAAAGGAGACCACCCUGGAUUUCAGCGCCGACGCCACCCGCGCACCACCCGCCCAGUGGUCGCGCCUGCCCGAACGCAGGGGCACAGUCGCAAACGGAGAACUUCCCUCGGCUCGCUCCCAUCACGCCUCGCCGCAAUCCUCUCAAGUGCCUCCCACUCCCGGCGCCUACUUUACACCCCCCACCACCGCCUCUCUGCCAGGCGCCAGGGAUAACAACGACGCGCCCUCGCCUCGCACCGCCAUCAGCCCCUCGGUGCUCCGCAACACCUCGUCCACGCCCAACCUGCUCACUCAGUUCCUCCAUGACGAGCCCGCCUCUACAUCCGGCCUGUCAUCGCACCAGCACGUGGCGCCCGUCGACGCGUCGGCCGACCUGCGAACACUGACGGCGCAAGACGUGUUGGAAUAUCGCACGCUGCGUCGCUCCAGCGGCUCAUCUUCCGACGAUGCCUUUGACACGGCAUCCUCCCCCUCGUCGUCGCGAGCACCAAGCACUUGCACGUCGGCAGCAACCGAACUCACGCCUCCUGCCCUCAUGAGCAUUCGCGCCAAGGGCGGCGAUGCCGAAUCCGAAUCCCACGACGCCGCCUACGAUUCCAGCGCAUAUUCCAGCCAGCAGGUGUCGCCCAGAUACGCGUCCGACGAGGGCGAGCAGCCGUCUCCAUCCGCCUGGGUCACGCACGUCGAGCUGCCUGCCAACGCCACGCUCACCAGGGUGGCGGUGGGCGCAGCAGACGGGCGCGCCGCCGAGGUACGCUACAUCAAGCUGCCCUGGACGCACGACGAGACCGAACUGGCCUCGGGACACGGUGGAUUCGCGCAGGGAUGUGCGCUCAUCGCCGAAGCGCUCGGCGUGGAUGCUCGGUACUGGUACGCGGCCAAGAUUCCGGAGGAUGUGGAUGCCUGCUCGGCGCUGCACGACGAUGCCAGCCUGGCGCAGGUGCAGACGAGCCGCACGCCCGGACGCAUCCUGGUGCACUGCCAGUGCGGAGUGAGCCGCAGCGCGACGCUCGUCAUUGCCUUUGUCAUGCAGGCCGCCGCCAUGCGCUACGGAUUCGAGGCCGCACGCAGCCUGCUGGGCAUGCACGACUGCUACAACAUGGUCAAGGACAAGUCGUCGAGCAUCUCGCCCAACAUCUCGCUCAUCUACCAGCUCGUCGAGUGGGAGCGCUACCUCUCCAGCGCCGCCGGUCGGCUGCGCGACGUGCUCGGCAUGGCACACGUGCGCACCCACGGCGAGGCGGGUGAGACUAUGGAUGCGGGGCAUUCGACGAGCCUGGCGGGUGCAGGAUGGUGCACCGAGACCAUGGACGAGGCCAUGUGGAGCAAGAUGCGGCUGGAAGAGGAGGAGAAGGAGGCGGCGGAAGAGGCGCGGCGGCGCCAAGAGCGGCUCAACGAAGCGGUGCGUCUGGCGGCAGAGAGAAAGGCGGCGCAGGAUCGGCUCGAAGGACUCAGGCCCGACGCGGCGGCGGUGAGCACGGAUGCGGCAGCCGGAUCGCUCAUGCAGCGGAGACGCAAGAAGGCGGCUCCGGCACUGCAGCUCCAGACGGCCGGGGCGGCGGCGACAGUGAGCAAUGUUGCGCCGGCAGCAGCAGCGCCGUUGCCGAGUCCAGGGAUGCAGCGACGCCGACCGCCUGCGCUGCAGCUGGGGGGUGCGUCGCGCAACGGCGCCUCGGAGCGCGGUGCGGUGGAGACGCCGUUCCAGACGGCGAGGACGGAGGCUUGGACGCGCAGCGAGCACGAUGGCGACGGCGACGUGAUGAUGGACGAGCUCGAUGCGCCGCAGACGCCGCUGCGAUCGUGGGCGAUGGACUCGGACGUGGUGUCCACGCCCACGGCGCGAACAGCCUGCGGGCCGUGUGAGGGCGGGGCGGAUGCAUGGACGCUGCGCACACCCAGCGCACGCACCCACGCCUCCUCUGCGCUGGGUGGUGGAGCACGGCUGGAUCGGGCCCGGCCGUCUUCGACGUCGCACGUGUCGUUGGGAGGCGAGGGGCUGGUGCCGAAUUCGCUGCCUGCAGCGAUGGAGACGUCGCUGUCGCUCGGUUCGCGCGGGGUGGAGACUCCGGGUCACGCGGGGCGGGCACGGGCACGACCGGACUCGAUGCAGAGUGCGCUGUCGAGCACGGCAUCGAGCACGGCGCUGUUUGGCGUGACGGCGCUGACGCGCGAAGAACGCAAGAAGCAGCACCGGCGCACGUUUUCUUCCGACUGGCCUACGCUGCAGGCCAAUCUGGCGAGUCAGAAGCGGCGCAGCAAGAUCGAGCCGGGUCCUACGGAAGCGAUGGACGUUUGA